GUGCAGAUCUGAUCCUGCAGUUGAUACGGUUAGAGCAGUGCACAGUACGCGCGAGCUCUAGCCGAAGAAGGAUGCGGGUUUGCGCGCGCUCUAUUCCACAUAUUUUGGAGUCUGGUUUUUAAUUAGAGUGCGCUUGCCGCAUCCUGCAGCUCUACUUAACGUGUGCGUGUGGCGCGUGUGCGGGGUAGCGUGCGCGUGUGAGUCUAGUCAAAGUGUGUUUGGGUGUGUGUUUGUGUGUGUCCUGAGAGAGAGAGUGGCUCUGGGCUGAAGGUGCGCCUGAACCUCCUGUCUCGUCUCCCCUCCAUCGCCUCGCGCGCAGGUGCCACGUUCCUAACGUGCCGAGAGGCUUAAAGCGCGCGCAUCACGCAGACGGCCAUGGCGGAGGAUCCGCAGCUCGGGGACACACACCAGCACCCGGAGUGUGUGAACGGACAGAGGGAGGCUGAUAAAGACCCAGACAAAGAGGGAGAAAGGGAAGGAAAGAGAGAAGGAGAGAAAGAGGGAGAGGGAUCCGGAGAGACUUUCACCAUGGAGCAGGAGAUGAAGAUCAGCGACGUAGAAGAUAAAGAUCUUCUAGAAAGCAGUCUGCGCCUGAAACCCCAUGAGGCUCAAAGUUAUCGUAAGAAGGCAUUGUGGGUAUCAUGGGUGUCCAUCGUGGUGACGCUGAUCCUUGCCAUCGCUGCAUUCACUGUUUCUGCCAUGAGAAGCAGCGCCUCUGCAUUCGGCUUUGCUUUUGAUGCCGCACUAGACGUACUGAGCUCCAUCAUUGUGCUGUGGCGCUACAGUAAUGCAGCAGCCGUGCACUCUGCCCACAGAGAGUACAUAGCUUGUGUGGUUUUGGGAGUGGUGUUUAUCCUGUCUGCGCUAACCAUCCUGGUUAAGGCUAUCCAUGCUCUUGCCACCAGAGUGCUCCCUGAAGUGGACGACUUCCUCUACAGCGUGUCGGUGCUCAGCGGCCUGGUGUGCACAAUUCUGGCUGUGCUGAAGUGCAUGCUGGGUAAAGUGCUAACCAGCAGGGCACUCAUCACUGACGGCUUUAACUCACUGGUAGGCGGAGUCAUGGGUUUCUCUAUCCUCAUCAGUGCUGAAGUGUUUAAGCACAACCCGAAGGUUUGGUAUUUGGACGGUGCCAUUGGUGUGCUGAUUGGACUCAUCAUCCUCGCUUAUGGCAUCAAGCUGCUGAUUGACAUGGUCCCUCGAGUGAGACAGACCAGACACUACGAGCGCUUCGAGUAGGAUCAACAGCACACAGUGGAGACAGUGGACUCUAUUUGCAUACACCCACCCACAUAGACACACACACAGAAGAGAUUCUCGCUAAGAAGGGAAACACUCACCCACGCACAAACACUCCCAUACAUAUAACACACACACACAUACACAAUACACAAUGCGUCACAACACAACCUCUCAUCGCCUCCAGUAUCACCCCUGUUCUGUGAAGACGCACUGAAGAAGACGAGGACGAAGUAGAACAGGAACAGGAACAAAAGUCCUGAAGAUAUGAAACUGGGUCAAGGGAGCGUUCUUCACAGAUCUGGCAAAUCUACUGCAGCUGAUCUUGAUCACGUUUAAAAAGAACACCACCUGUCUUUACAGUACUGAGCUACUGAGUGUGUGUUUUGAGUGUAUUUAUCAUUUGUCAAGAUGAGAAAGCUUCUUGCAAUGAAAACACACCUGCUCUUAUACACUCAUUACCUGUGGCUGGGAGUAUCAGAGACUGGAAUGUCUCAUGAGAAAUGGAUAGUAGAAGAAGAAGAGGGAGAAAGUGGAAAGAGAGAGAUAGAGAUAGAGAUAGAGAGCGGUACCUCGGACACAAAACUAUAUUUAGCAUUCAUUCAUCUUCUGGCAGGAUCCUUGUGUGCACCUUGAGCGACAAAUGAAGAAGCAGCUGCCACACUGUUACUGUAACUAGAAUCCUGCCUCAUCUGGACAUUUUUCUUCCUUAAAAGUGAUUACAGGAUGUGGAUUUCUUUGCCAGGUGGACGUCUACCUCUUUGCAAACCCGCUAGGUGCAAUACGAUCACAUCCUGCAGCUCAUACAGUAAAAAUGGACAGAUAUAUUAGAGUAUCGAAAGUAGAAUAGAACAUUAUCGUUGAACCAACAGGUACAAGAAGCACACUCCUACACAGCUGUCCAAACCAGAACAUCCGAGAGCGUAGAACGGCACAGAAAGAUUAGCACAAGAUUAUUAAUUCUUAACAGUGUACAUAAACACUCAUAUAGUUACGUUGUUCUGAAAAGUCAAAAGUUGAAUUUUUAAUGAUUAUGUAUACUUAUACAUCGUUUAUCGUAGACUUAUUGGUAGUAGUAAACAUUCGAGUUUGAUAAAUAUGCUACGUAAUCAUUGUAAAUGAUUGAAAUUAGCUAGAAUUCGCUAACGUUAGGUUAGGUGACGUGGCUGGCGUACACGUUAGAAUGGUGUCGUCAUGUGUUACGUUCCAUUCAUUCAAAGCAAGGUAUCGUCUUCUGAUGAUGCGUUUUAAGUAUUGUCUGUUUACGCACAAAUUAUACGAAUGUCAGCAUAUGGUAUAUGAUUAGCUCAGCUCUGGUUUCAGAACAUGUCAAAAGUCGACAAUUUACUGGGGAAAAAAACAAAUAUCUAAAGUAUCUUACUGUGUGAUGUCAGUUUUGAGGAAAUUAGCCAGGUAUUUGAAGUAAACUUGUUACUAGUGAAUAAACUGCUGGUCAAAUCAAAAAUGUAUAAACUUUUCUAUAUUUACAGUGUUAACCUGACAAACUCCCAUAAUCUGACUUACAAUCCUCUCAUAACUGCAUACUUUUUCACUUCAGACUCCAAAUAGAACACGUCCGUUUUUGGGGCAGCACUGAUUUGUGGGAUUAUAAAUCAUUCUGGUACAAAAAGUGUUCAGGAUGAGUAUAUUGUGAAUAAAAGUAUAACCACUGGACAGUCGUAAUGAUUACAGCAGCAGUUCUUCAGUAUUAGAAGUUGUUUAAAAUUUCACCUUUUAACCUUUUUUUUUGCCACAAUUUAAUUUUUUUUUUUCUGGGUUGCCAGUCAAUUUAUUAAGAGUAGCAUUCACUUUUGCAUUGCUUAACUCUCAUCAAACAGCUAGUUCUAGCUAGUGGCUAGUAUUAGGCUUUGUUUAACCUCUCAUUUCAUGGUCAAUUUACCUCACAAACGCUAAUUCCAGCUAGCUUAGCUUACUUAUGCAACAUUUUAUGCUACAGAGUUUUACUGAAGCUAAUAUUUCAUUUAUUAAUGUUACUUCACUUGAAAAAUAAGCAAAACGCCUCAUGAAUGCUAAUCCAAGCUAGUCUUGUUAAAGGUUAGUGUUAAGCUAAUGUAACGUGUUCCCGUUUCACUGUUGAGAUUUUUUUUUCUUGCUUGGUUAUUUCUGACAUUAAAUCACCUACAGAAUGCUAAUUCUAGCUUGGAGCUAGCAUUAGGCUUACAUUGCUUAUAGAACAUGAACUUUAUUAUUUGUUUAGAAAUUAUUAUUUGUUUAUUAUUUGUUUAUAACUUUAUUAUUUGUUUAGAAAUCACUUAAAGUUAAUGUUAGAAUUUACGGGCUUACUCUGAGAAAAGGUUCAAUUAAUUCACUUUUUCACCUCACGAAUGCUAAUUCUAGUUAGUUAAAGUUUAGCAUUUAGCUUAUGUAACUUGCAUGAUGCUCAUAUCACAGUCCUUUUAGAGAUAAAUUCUUUUAGAGCAUAAAAUGAACAUUAAAACUUUCUCACUCCGAAUAAGCUAAUCAACUCAUGAGCACUAAAUCUAGCUGGUCUAACCAGGACCUAGCGUUAGUCUCAUGUAGCUUAUUAUACUUAGGCUCAUGCAGUAACUGAUAUUUCUACUAUAGCUAGCCUAGCUAGAGGCUAGCAUUGUGCUCAUGUAGCUUACAUUUCAUAAUAUUAUACAUUUACUUUUACACUUAAAAUCACUUCAUCAACACUAAUUCAAGCUAGAGGCUAGCAUUGUGCUAAUGUAGCUUAUCUUUUUAUUCAUUUACCUUAUCACUUAAAAUCUCUUAAUGAACCAUAAAUCUAGCUAACCUACCCAGCAGCUAACAUUGGGCUCAUGUAGCUUAAAUUUCAUACUUUUACUGAUUUACUUUAGUACUUAAAAUCUCUCCAUCAGUGCUAAUUCUACGUAGCCCAACUAGGAACUAACAUUUCACUCAUGUAGCUUCUAUUUCAGUUAUAUUUAUUUACUUUAGCACUUAAAAUCUCUUCAUAAACGCUAAUUCUAGCUACUGAGGCUAGCAUUGGGCACAUAUAGCUUACAUUUCGUUGUUUCGUAUGUUUUUUUUUUUUUUUUUUUUAACUUUUAUUUUGGCACUAAAUCUAGCUAGGCAAAAUAGGAGCUAACAUUAGGCUCAUGUAGCUUACAUUUCAGUUUUAGUAAUUUACUUCAGUACUUAAAAUUUCUAAAUCUAGCUACACUACCUAGGACCUAACAUUGUGCUCAUGUAGCUUACAAUUCAGAUUUUUAUUCAUUUACUUUAGUACUUAGAAUCUCUUCAUGAACGCUAAUUGUAGCUAGUCUAGCUAGAUGGUAGCAUUGUGCUCAUGUGGUUUACAUUUUAUAGUCUUAUACAUUUACUUUAGCAAUCUAAAACCUCUUCAUGAAUGAUAAUUUAAGCUAGCCUACCUAGGAGCUAAAAUAGCUUAAAAUCUCUUAAAAUCUUAAGUUAAAAUCUCUCCAUGAGUGAAAAAUCUAGCUAGCCUACCUAAAAGCUAACUUUGGACUCAUGCAGUUUACAUUCGAUUUUUUUAUAUUCAUUUACUUUAGCACCUAAAAUCUCUCCAUGAACUCUAAUUCUAGCUAGAGGCUAGCAUUGUGCUCACAUGUCAUAGUUUUAUUCAUUUACUUUAUCACUUAAAAUCUCUCCAUGAAAUGUAAUUCUAGCUUGUCAAGCUAGAGGCUAGCAUUGGGCUCAUAUAGCUUAUAUUUCUUUUUUGUUUGUUUGUUUUUUACUUUAGCAUCUAAUUUUUCUCCAUGAAUGCUAAAUCUAGCUAGAGGCUAUAGCAUUGUGCUCAUGUAGCUUAUAUUUGACAGUUUUACUUUAGCACUUCAUUUACUUUAGCACUUAAAAUUUCUCCAUGAACGCUAAAUCUAGCUAGAGGCUAUAGCAUUGUGCUCAUGUAGCUUAUAUUUGACAGUUUUACUUUAGCACUUCAUUUACUUUAGCACUUAAAAUUUCUCCAUGAACGCUAAAUCUAGGUAGUCAAACUAAAAGCUAGAAAUAGGCUGAUGUAGCUUACUUUUUUAUAAUACUAUUAAUUUAUUUUAACACUUAAAAUCUCUUCAUGAACGCUGAAUCUAGCUAGCCUACCUAGGCGCUAGCAUUUGGCUCAUGUAGCUUACAUUUCAGAGUUUUAUUCAUUGACUUUAGCACUUAAAAUCUCUUCAGGAUAAUUCUGGCUAGGAGCUAGCAUUUGGUUAAUGGAACUUAAAACAUAACAUUGUUUUUAUUUUUUAUCACCACACAUUAAACCGCUUCGGACAUUAAAGCUUCAGCUGCUUUAGCUAGAAGCUAGCCUUAAGCUCAUGUGGCAAAAAAAAAAAAAAUCUCUUCCUUGAAUGCUAAAUCCUAGCUACUUAGCUCUAAAUCCUUUCAAACUGACCACACAGUUAGAAAUCAAACAAAUAGUGAGUUUUCUACUGUAUAAACAAACAAACAAACAAACAAACACCUCAGCCCAUUCUAUUGUGGAUGUAGUUAGCACACAGAGCGAGUGUAUUAUCCCACAUGCGAGGCCUUACCUUCGACUCCAGAGGAUGUGAAGUGUUGUGCUCAUUUUUUUUAGCCUUUUUCAGCUAUAUAAUAUUUAUUGAGACUGUUGUCACGUAUCUGAGCGUCACAUGUAGCAAAUAGAACAAUAAUGACGUAGUGACCAUGGGUGCGCUAGUGUUAGUAGCUAGUUGACUUUUACGUGCAAUAGAGUGAGUCUUGACUUGCCUUUUCUGCUAAUACAGUCAUGUAAAAUCAUGUUUUGUUUUUGCAACUAGAAACUGUGUGUACAUGAAGACGGUCAAUAGGUUUCUGACUCGUUUAUGAAGAUGUAUAUUUUCCUAGGGAUUUUUCCUUCAGUUCUUUGCCAGGAACAUGGCCGAGCUCAAAGCCCACAAGUUUUGUUUGCACACUGUGUGGUUUAAGACGUGCGCAAAGCUGAAGGCAUCUCUGCAUGGCUUCGAUUCUCACCUGUGUGUGACAGAAACUGGCAAGGAGCCCCAAGAUAUAUACAUUUACACACACACACACAGAUAUAUAAAUAUAUGCUGCUUUAGAGUGCACAUAGAUAUUAUAUUGAAAUUUCUGUUGUCACAGAAAGAGUUUAUUGAAAAAUAAAGAUAUAUCCAGCGUAUUGAUCAAAAAAAAAAACCAAAAUGACUUUUUUUUUUAUUAUUAUUUUUUUUAAAAAACUCGUCCUCUAAUCUUCUAUCAUCACAUGAAACACAUGAAGCAGAUGACCCGAUGAAAAGGUUGAGCCACACACGUGGAGGGAAAAAAAAAAACGAAAACAAAACAAUAAAAUAAAAAUCUAGCAGUAAACAGGUUUGCAUUUUUGCAUCAAUACUUUGCGUAAUUACUGCACCUAAAGCUUCUAAUCUCAUUAACGAAGCUGUAACGAAGCUGUGACUAGGCUGUUCAUCACACGUGCACCUUUUUCACGCUUCAUCCACCAUUGUAAACAAAGACCAGCUUUUACAUUUCUAACUACCACUUUUGGCAAAAAAAAAAAAAAAACCCGAUCCAUUUUUUAACGGAUUAAAACGGCUCUGUUUGGUUUUUUUUUCUUCCUUUUUUUCCAUUCUACACGUUCUACACGACUACACUUGCUCGACACGGCUUUCAGGGGAAAAGGCACAUCAGAACAGAAAAUAAAAACAGUAGCUUGGCUGAAGGUCGUCACGAUUAUAUACAAACUGAGAUCUUGGUGCAGGGGAAGGGGGGAGGGGGGACAAAAAAGACGGAAUAAGUUAGAGAACAAGCGAAGAAACCCGUCUGUAUAUACAAAUGUGCAAAUGUGACACACAAAAGCUAAAAAUGAGGUUUUCUUAAAAAAAUAAAAUAAAAUAAAAUAAAACAAGGUGCACUGCUUGUCCACAACAGGGACACUGAGGGGGGAAAAAUGAUACUAUAUAUAUAUAUAUAUACUAAAAAAAAAUUAAAAUAAAAUAAAAUCAACACA
Hemibagrus wyckioides is the source of this 7159-nucleotide messenger RNA. RefSeq names its product transmembrane protein 163b (gene tmem163b). Gene Ontology annotation, molecular function: zinc ion binding. Lineage: Eukaryota; Metazoa; Chordata; Actinopteri; Siluriformes; Bagridae. The record is from RefSeq and is a predicted model, not a curated record. Bases 376 to 1236 code for a protein of 286 amino acids. Gene Ontology annotation, cellular component: synaptic vesicle membrane. The transcript is spliced from 8 exons.